This is a messenger RNA of Iphiclides podalirius (scarce swallowtail), 2703 nucleotides long. The record is from the annotation of a GenBank genome assembly. Lineage: Eukaryota; Metazoa; Arthropoda; Insecta; Lepidoptera; Papilionidae.
AUGAAUGAAAUAGACGAUAAAUUUUAUUAUGUGUACAGUUCAUCUUUGGACCACAAAGUUGAAAUAAAAAUUGGUACUCUUGAGGGAAAACGCACAAAGCCCGAAUACGACAAGCUCUUGUCAGAUCCCAUGCUCAAGUUCUCUGGAUUGUACCAGGAGGGCUGUUCUGACUUGUAUGUUACUUGCCAGGUUCUGUGCGAUGGAUUACCUCUCGCGCUUCCUGUAACUACCUCAUAUAAAGCCUUUACUAAUAGGUGGAAUUGGAAUGAAUGGAUAACACUGCCAGUAUUCUUUAGUGAUUUGCCUAGAAAUGCCAUCCUUGCCAUGACUAUAUAUGACUGCGCCGGGCCAGGCAAAGUGAUGAUUGUUGGUGGUACAACUAUAUCACUGUUUGGGAAGCAUGGAAUGUUAAGACAGGGCAUGUUCGACUUGCGCGUGUGGCCGGGCGUCGAGGGCGGCGAGAGGACCCCCGGCAAGGCGGCCGACUGCGGCAAGGAGCAGAUGCAGAAGCUGGCCAAGCUGGCGAAGAAGCACAGGAACGGACACAUGCCUAAGGUGGACUGGCUAGACCGGCUGACCUUCAGGGAGAUCGAGAUGAUCAACGAGAAGGAGAAACGUAGCUCCGACUACAUGUACCUGAUGAUUGAGUUCCCCACGGUACAGAUUGACGGCAUAAACCACGCAGUGGUCUACUAUGAACAGGACGGCGACGAGAUGUACCAAUUUAGGGCGCAGGCGGAGAUCGUGACGGUGCCUGACUACGAGAUAUUACAGGAGAACCUGGUGGAGAGCAAGCAGCACCGCCUAGCGCGCUGCCUGCGCGGCGCGUGGGGCAGGGAGGCCAAGCCCACCGCCGGGGAGAGGGAUCAGCUCGCCGCGCUGGUGGCGGCGCCGCCAAGGCGCGCCCUCAGCGCCGACGACCAGGACCUCGUCUGGAAGUUCCGCUUCUACCUGUCUUCCCACCGGCGGGCGCUGACGAAAUUCUUGGAGUGCGUCAACUGGAACCGGCCCGCCGAGGUGAGACAGGCGCUGGCAAUGAUGAAGCAGUGGGCCCCAAUGGACGUGGAAGACGCCCUGGAACUGCUCACGCCGAAGUUCACCCAUCCCGCUGUCAGGAGAUACGCCAUCUCGCGACUGAAGCAGGCGCCCGACGAGGACCUGCUCCUCUAUCUUCUGCAGCUCGUCCAGGCGCUCAAAUACGAGGACUUCAACGAAAUACACAACGAGUACGCGCGCGUUUGCGGCAAAGAUGCGCCGAUUUUCUCCGACAACGAAGGGAAGUUGAUGCAGAGCUAUCACAGGGGCAGCCAGGCGAGUUUGCUCUCCACUUCAGUGCUCACUGCUAGCGAAAUGACAGCAUCAACGACAAGCAGACAAUCGGACGAGCCGAAUGUGGAGGAGAGCCCAGCAGCCAACCAAGACGUAUUCAACGGCGCCGAGGAGGCCGGCGAGGAGUGCCCCAGCCUGGCCGGCUUCCUGAUAGAGCGCGCGUGCAACAACAGCGUGGUGGCCAACUACCUCUACUGGUACCUGCUCAUCGAGUGCGAGGACGUGGAUUCGCCCCGCCAGCCGCCCAGGCACAUGUACCUCAGCGUCAUGAAGACCUUCUCGCAGAGGCUCGCCAAAGGCAACGCGGACCACCAGCGCACGCGCUCGUUCCUCGCCAGGCAGCAGGUGUUCAUCGACAAGCUGGUGAAGCUGGUGAAGAGCGUGGCGCGCGAGAGCGGCAACCGCAACAAGAAGGCGGAGCGGCUGCAGCAGCUGCUGGCGGACCCCGACGCGUUCAAGUUCAACUUCGCGAGCUUCGAGCCGAUGCCGUUCCCGCUGGACCCGGCCGUCACCAUAAAGGGCAUCGUGCCGAAGAAGGCGGGCCUCUUCAAGUCCGCCCUGAUGCCCUCCAAGCUGACCUUCCUCACCGCCGAGGGCGUGGAGUACGAGGCGAUCUUCAAGCACGGCGACGACCUCCGCCAGGACCAGCUCAUCCUGCAGAUGAUCACGCUCAUGGACAAGCUGCUGAGGAGGGAGAACCUGGACCUGAAGCUGACGCCGUACAAGGUGCUGGCCACCAGCUCGCGGCACGGCUUCCUGCAGUUCGUGGAGUCGGUGACGGUGGCGGAGGCGCUGGCGGCCGAGGGCAGCAUCCAGAGCUUCCUGCGCAAGCACAACCCCGCGCCCGGCGCGCCGCACGGCAUCCGCCCCGACGCCAUGGACACCUACGUGCGCAGCUGCGCCGGCUACUGCGUCAUCACAUACCUGCUCGGGGUGGGCGACCGGCACCUGGACAACCUGCUGUUGCGGCGCUGCGGCGCGCUGUUCCACAUCGACUUCGGCUACAUCCUGGGCCGCGACCCGAAGCCGCUGCCGCCGCCCAUGAAGCUCAGCCGCGAAAUGGUCGAGGCGAUGGGCGGCGUCCACGCCGACCACUACCACGAGUUCCGCAAGCUCUGCUACACCGCCUUCCUGCACCUCAGGAGACACGCCAACUUGAUGCUGAACCUGUUCUCCCUGAUGGUGGACGCGUCGGUGCCGGACAUCGCGCUGGAGCCCGACAAAGCGGUCAAGAAGGUGCAGGACAAGCUGAGAUUGGACCUCGGCGACGAAGAGGCUGUCCACUACUUCCAGAACCUGUUGGAUAUGUCCGUCACCGCUGUGAUGGCGGUGCUGGUCGAACAAUUCCAUAAGUUUGCGCAGUACUGGCGCAAA